Microthlaspi erraticum is the source of this 906-nucleotide messenger RNA. The record is from the annotation of a GenBank genome assembly. NCBI's taxonomy places the organism in Eukaryota, Viridiplantae, Streptophyta, Magnoliopsida, Brassicales, Brassicaceae.
AUGUGCAAGGCUGGGAAGGAUUCUGUAGAAAGGUUUAAAGGAGGAAGCAAGUGCCUUGUUCAGGAAAAUGAAAGAAGAGGUCCUCUCCCAAAUAGCGGUACUUACAAUACGCUAAUCCGGGCACACCUUAGAGAUGGUGACAAAGCCGCAUCAGCAGAACUCAUCAACGAAAUGAGAGCUGCGGGUAGGUUUCAGACCAGAGUUGAUCCAAACACUGACAAGAUCAGAGAUUAUAUCAGAAGCAAGGGUAACACUGGUCCUGCUGAGCUUACUGAUAGAGCAGCAAUAGCAAGAUCUUCAGAAUCCGCAGGAUUGGGAUUGAAUGGUAACGUGCAGGUUUUGUGGUUGGUGCCACAGGGAAAUUACAGGGAGCUGGAUACAAAGCUUCUAGUACAAGCUCUCCUUGAACCAGAUUUGCAUAGACUCAACGCUUGGGAAGAUUACACAAGGAUUUCUGAUGCUUCUCGUGAACUUGUAGCAGAUACCGUGCUUCAGUCGAGCAGAACUUAUAGUUACAAUUCGCUUCCCCCACAAGAGAAAUUGGCUGCUGUUAGAAAUCCAGACUCAUUGCAAAAGACAAUGGCUGCAGCAAGCCUUGAACCUGCGUAUACAGUGGAGAGCAAGCUCAUCGUGUCAUUGUAUCAUGCAUUUGUUGAGCCUGCUAAUCUCCUCAUGGAUUCAUGGUCGUUUUCAGAAAAUCUGAGGGAACAAGUCUAUUGUCUCAGGUGGAGUAAGCGAGGUUACUGGUUAUUUUUUGACAAGAAGAUUGCAGAAAAUUUGAAGCUAGUUUGUAAGUGGCUGAUCAUUGAGGUGAAAGGAGCUUCCUGCAGUUUAUUGUCUCUGCGUGUAGCUAUUUGUUCUUGUGAAUAUGAGAUUCUACAGGCGGUGGAUCGUAGAGAAGAUUAA